AUGUAUUUUCCCUCAAAGACCCAGGCCUGGAAGGUCACCGACAUUCGAAGCGACAACUUUGACGGAUUUCAGCUGAUCGAAGACGUUCCCGUAAGCACCCUAGGUGAUGAUGACGUUCUCGUCCAGAUUGAGGCCGUUUCCCUCAACUACCGAGACCUGGCCAUCCCCAGAGGCUUAUACCCGUUCGCGAUGAAGACACCUGUUAUUGCGGGUUCCGACGGCGCAGGCACAGUUUUGGCUGUUGGGCCCAAGGUGACAGACUUCACUGCUGGUGAUAAGGUCUGCACCUUGUUCAACGAACUGCAUCAAACCAACCCUAUCACACCUGAGGCCGUGGGCAGUGGCUUGGGCGGGGCUGUUGAUGGCACUCUGCGCAAGUACGCCGUGUUCCCAAAUCACGGCCUUGUCACUGCUCCGUCGACUCUGAGCUCCAUCGAAGCUAGCACUUUGACUUGUGCGGCUUUGACAGCUUGGAAUGCCCUUUUCGGGUUGAAGAAGCUGAAGCCGGACGAUUGGGUUCUGGUUCAAGGCACCGGCGGCGUCAGCCUGGCCGCAAUCCAAUUCGCCGUCGCAACAGGGGCAACGGUCGUGGCAACUACAUCUUCGAACGACAAGGCUGACACCCUGAAGAAGAUGGGUGUUUCUCAUGUCAUCAACUAUCGAGAGGUUGCCGAAUGGGGAAAUGCCGCCAGAGCCCUUACUCCGAAGGGACUUGGCUUCGAUCAUAUCCUCGAGAUUGGCGGAGCAGCCACUGUGGCACAGUCUUUGAAGGCUAUCAAACUCGAAGGCAUUAUCACGAUCAUUGGCUUCUUGACCUCCACCGAGAAUGACAAGCAGCCGAGUUUGAUGGAAGCCCUGAACCAUAUUUGCACUGUUCGGGGCAUCUUUGUCGGGUCUCGGGAGCAAUUUGUGGAAAUGAAUCGUGCUAUCGAUGAUUGGAAGAUCAAGCCUGUCGUCGACGCCAAGGUUUUCUGUUUCGGAGAGGCAAAGGCGGCUUAUGAUUGUCUUUGGGAUAGGAUGAACUUCGGAAAAGUGGUUAUCAGGAUCUAA
This is a messenger RNA of Colletotrichum chrysophilum, 1050 nucleotides long. RefSeq lists its product as uncharacterized. The record is from RefSeq and is a predicted model, not a curated record. The coding region runs from base 1 to 1050 and encodes 349 amino acids. The transcript has 2 exons. Gene Ontology annotation, molecular function: oxidoreductase activity. Lineage: Eukaryota; Fungi; Ascomycota; Sordariomycetes; Glomerellales; Glomerellaceae.